GACUACAGGUUGGGGAUUGAGAUUGAAUUGAAUUUGGCCAAUCAAUACAAAGUUAACUGAUCUGAAGUUUAGUGAAAUUUAGUGAACUUUGCGCAGAUUGGUCAAAUUUCAAUUCAAUUUCAAUCCUCAAUCCGUAAACUGAUACCGGCUUAAGCAGCCCGCAACCGUAACUGAGCGAAGAGAAGAAGAAAAAGAGAGAGGGAACACGUGUACCACACUUAUAUACACGGUUGUUAUUUAAUUCAUAAAGAACGAUGACGUUAAAGCAAUAUAACGUAUUAAAGAGAAAACGAAAGCAGGAAAACAAUGAUGUACAAGUAGUGCCCGCAAAGAAAAUAUCAGAUGAACUAGUUACUACAAAGCCCAAAUGGAUCAACAGGCAUCGAGUAUUGAUAUUUGCUACUCGAGGAAUCAAUCACAGGCAUCGGCAUCUUAUGGAAGACUUGAAGACACUUAUGCCACAUCAUCGACCCGAAUGCAAAAUGGAACGCACCAAGACUCUACAAGUGGUAAAUGAAAUGUGCGAGAUGAAAAAUUGCAAUAAAGCCAUUCUUUUUGAAGGUCGGCUUAAGCGAGAUCUUUAUAUGUGGAUUGCUAAUGUAUCUGCUGGUCCAAGUGUAAAAUUUCUUGUGGAGAAUAUUUACACAAUGGGAGAACUGAAGUUGACUGGAAACUGUUUGAAGGGAUCUCGACCACUGCUCUCAUUUGAUGAAUCUUUUAUUAAACAUACACAUUACAGCCUUUUGAAGGAACUUUUAACUCAAAUAUUUGGUGUGCCAUAUCAUCAUCCUAAAAGCCAGCCAUUCUAUGAUCAUGUGUAUAUAUUUAGUAUUCUAGACCACAGGAUAUGGUUCCGGAAUUUUCAAAUUUUAACUGAAGAUGGUGCGUUAGCUGAAAUUGGGCCAAGAUUUGUAUUAAAUCCAGUUAAGAUAUUUGCCAAAAGUUUCAAUGGCGAUAUUCUGUGGGAUAAUCCCAAUUAUGUUUCUCCUGCCAAGUAUCGGCAAUCAUUGACAAAAAAAGCAGCUGGAAAAUAUAUAAACAGAAUAGAGCAAAAAAUGGCACGAGAAGCAAGUAAACCUGAACAAUCUUAUGCUCUUAAUCCUACAGACGAAAUAUUUAAGGGCGAAUUAUUAAAGAAAGCACUGGAAGUGCAAGAAAAGUUUGAAGCAUUAAAUGGAAAUGAAGAAAUUACAAGUGAUAAAGUAAAACGGGUGAAGAAACCUGUGACUGAAAAGAAGAAAGCGGUUGUGAAAAAGAAACCGGUUGUAAAAAAGAAAACAAUUAAGAAAAGUACUUCUAAAAGUAGAUUAGAAACCUAG
This is a messenger RNA of Dinoponera quadriceps, 1319 nucleotides long. Its product is annotated as ribosome biogenesis protein BRX1 homolog. Gene Ontology annotation, biological process: rRNA processing; ribosomal large subunit assembly. The transcript is spliced from 5 exons. Bases 255 to 1319 code for a protein of 354 amino acids. Gene Ontology annotation, cellular component: nucleolus. Lineage: Eukaryota; Metazoa; Arthropoda; Insecta; Hymenoptera; Formicidae. The record is from RefSeq and is a predicted model, not a curated record. Gene Ontology annotation, molecular function: rRNA binding.